AUGCUCCACCUCACAACCCGCUCUUAUUAUGCACCUUCCAUGCGGCUGCUUGCCGCCAAACGACAUUUUUCGGCUAGCGCAAGACGUGGACAGGCACUCCGCCAACGGGUCGAGGAGAUCGACUUCCAGGUGACUCCGGCGCAAUUUCGGCGCAUCGCGGCUACUGCCAAAGACCGCGUCAACGCCAUUGUCAUCCGGCACCAAGCCAACCCGCGCUCUUCACUAGAUCCCGAGAGCUCCUUCGAUCUUGCGGCCGAACUUUCAGCUUUGACCAGAUGGUUCGUACGAGACGAAGUGACGAAGUGGACAUGCCUGUCUUCCGAGUUCAGGUCGGAGCUGCACCACAAUGUCCCCUAUGAACUCAUCAUUAGCAAAGAGGAUGGCUCGCCGUUCGAAGAAGAUGAGUCCUGGAUUAAAUUCAGGCAUUGGAUCAGCAAGAAACAACACAGCCCCGCGCUUUCAUACGCCUUGGAGUCGUGGGCCGCUCAUGAGAUUCAAAUACGGCGGGAGAACGGCCGGCUCAUAAAGGACUUCAUGCAAUUCAGUGCGCCACUAGCCUUGUUCGACGCCGUUCUGAAAUACAACCAAACCAGGCCAGAAGGGUGCAAACCAGUCGGGAGGCUCUACGUCGCCCAAAUGCCCCUGACGGAUCUGCCCCCUCGUCUUCGACCUGACGUCGCCGCUCCCAAGCUUCUCGCGGCUCCGACUACCCCGGAAGUUCCUUUUGUAUGCGACAUCUACAGCAGCAGCCUUUGGCUCGGUUUACAACCGACGUUCACGCCCUGGCACCGCGACCCCAACGAUAACUUGUUCUGCCAGCUAGUCGGCUCCAAGACGGUCAGGCUCUUGCCGCCGGAGGCCGGUGAGCAGCUGUUCAGGAAGGUCACAACAGAACUAGGGAAGCCCGGCGCCAGCGCCACCAUUCGGGACGAGGAAAUGAUGAAUGGCGCAGAACGCCGGGCGUGGCACGAGGCUGUAUGGGGCCCGGGUGCGCCCAAGUCGAUUCUUGAGACGACGGUAAACGCCCGAGACAUGCUGUUGAUUCCCAAGGGAUGGUGGCACAGCGUCGAAAGCACGGGCGGUCAGAGAGGUGACCUGAACGUGUCUGUGAACUGGUGGUUCCGAUGGAGGGACCCGAGCUUGUCGAGUCACAGACCUUCUCGUAAGGAAGGAAUAUCUGGGUGA
This is a messenger RNA of Thermothelomyces thermophilus ATCC 42464, 1185 nucleotides long. RefSeq lists its product as uncharacterized. Gene Ontology annotation, molecular function: 2-oxoglutarate-dependent dioxygenase activity. The record is from RefSeq and is a predicted model, not a curated record. Bases 1 to 1185 code for a protein of 394 amino acids. NCBI's taxonomy places the organism in Eukaryota, Fungi, Ascomycota, Sordariomycetes, Sordariales, Chaetomiaceae. The transcript has a single exon.